UUUACUUCUAGCCUCCACAACAAAUUCCCUUUUAAAUUAAACUUCUUGCCGUUUAACUUUUUAUCUUGAUUCCCUGCUUUAUUGUGAUACUUAAAUUGUCCCCUUAAAUUUAUUAUUUCCCUUACACAACUUAAUAUUCUUCAAUCGCUUCUUUUCUCCAUACUUUAAGAGUUUCUUUUAACUUAAAUAUUCUAAAAAUAUAUUCAAUAAAUUCAAUUUACUUAUUUAAAAAUUAUUUUAGAUGAGAACUAUUACUUUUACAAACGAUUGGACUGUUCACAGUCCUAAGAAAAUUCUCGAAUCUUUUCCUCCCUCUGGCAAAAUUACGUUAAUAAUUGAAUGGGAGUUAUGUUUGUAUUUAGCUAGAUAUGAUGUUAACGUUUGGAUUAGACAAAUUGGGCCAAUAUGUUUGAAUUCUCUCGUGAAUAUUAAAUAUAAAAUUUUUGCAAAGAAGGAUUUUAUACGAGUAGAUAUUGCAAAAUCUGCUACCUACAAGUUAGAAAAUCAAAAACGUUUGGGACAGACUUCAAUUAAAUUGGAUAAAGUAGUUGGUUCUGAUGGGCAUCUGAAGCUUUUUUGUGAAAUUGAAAUGGACUGUUAUAAUUUAAAUAAUAAUUUGCCCUAUACAAAUAUAGACAUGUUAAAUGAGGAAAUAUUGACUGAUUUUGUUAUUAAAGUUGAUGAUGAAGUUAUAAAGACACAUAAAUGUAUUUUGGCAAAAAAUAGUAAAGUGUUUCACAGAAUGUUUGAACAGAACGGCAUGACUGAAGCACAAAAUGCAAGUUUCUAUUAG
Molecule: messenger RNA, 793 nt
Organism: Meloidogyne enterolobii
Lineage: Eukaryota; Metazoa; Nematoda; Chromadorea; Rhabditida; Meloidogynidae
Source: the annotation of a GenBank genome assembly